UUCUGCGCCACUACUCGCAGCACCAGUGUCUUUCGUUUCGCCCUUGAGAGUUUUGUGGAAUUCGUGCCAAAGGUUCGAUGGUUCGUGGAAUCCAGCAGCGAUCGAGUUGAUUGUUUGUAUGUUUUGAUUGACGUUACUGAGGUUGCCCGAGAGCUUACUUAGUGCUUGCUUGUUCUCGCGUAGUAAUCGCGCUCGUUCGAUUUCGAAAGUCUUUAGGGGGUUGGUGUCCAUGGUUUUCUUUCUGUGAAAGAAAGAAGGGGAAAUAAUAGGGCAUCAAAUUCGUCUCUGAGCUUCAAAAAGCCUCUCGUACAGUACAACGUUCUUCUUCGCUUUGAAUACACACUACAAUGGCAAGCAACAAACGAAUGAAAGGUGUUAGCGUUACGCUUCCCGUCUAUACGUUCAAUUUUGCUACGCCACUGACGGGCAAAAAAGCCAACGAUUCUGAUCAUACGCAUAAAUGGACUAUCGGAUUACGUGGAUUUCAUAGCGAUCUUAGCUUUUGCAUCAAAAAGGUGGUUUUUCGAUUGCACGAUACGUAUCCCAAUCCCGUAAGAACUGUCGAAGAACCGCCUUUUGAGAUACAUGAAACAGGCUGGGGUGAGUUUGAAGUACUAGUCAAGGUACAUUUCCAUCCUGCCGCGAACGAGAAGGCUGCACAGUUAUAUCAUCAUAUUAGACUGCACCCAUACCAAGAUGAUCCAGCCGGGGGUGCAUGGCCUAAGGAUAAGCCAGUAACAUGUUUUCUAUAUGAUGAACUGGUGUUUAACGAACCAACAGAGACGUAUUACCAAAUAUUGGCGGAUAACAAUGUCGUUGGAUCUUCUGGAUUACCUCUUCGCAAGUAUACUGGCAAAGACUAUGCUAUUCCACCAUUCUCAAUUCAAAUGGAGCAAGAGGAAUUGGAUCGGUUGGAAAAGGCUCAACGUGAAGUGAACCAGCAGAUCCUUCAGUUAAGGCAACGCAAGGCAGUGCUUGAACAAGAGAAAGUGUCCGGUAACUGAUUAUGUAUGCUAGUAAUAUACCCCU
Zychaea mexicana is the source of this 1029-nucleotide messenger RNA. RefSeq names its product protein AF-9. NCBI's taxonomy places the organism in Eukaryota, Fungi, Mucoromycota, Mucoromycetes, Mucorales, Lichtheimiaceae. The transcript has 3 exons. The record is from RefSeq and is a predicted model, not a curated record. The coding region runs from base 348 to 1004 and encodes 218 amino acids. Gene Ontology annotation, biological process: regulation of DNA-templated transcription.